AUGAAGGUGACCUCAAGGUCUAGUAACAGAUUGACCUCGAUUUAUUCUCGAUCUAAAGUUUAUGAUCCCAGUUCCGACGCGAGCGACUUAGAGUCUGAUGAAUCUACGGAAGAAGAAGCAACUAAAACUGAAGAGGCUUACCAAAGCGAAGACGAAGAAAUGGAUGAAUUAGAAGAAUUGUUACAGGAAGAAGAGGAAGAAGAGGAAGAAAAUGAAGUCGAGCAAGAGGAAAAUGAACAAAUCGAAGAUGACGUUGACGUCGAGGCUGAAGAAAUGGACGAUGGCGAAGCGACACCCGUUGACGACGACGAGUUCGACGAAGAGGAAGAAAGUGAGGAGGAAGAAGAACAAAGUGAUUAUGAGGAAGCUCAAUCACGAAAAUCAAGGAGUAGAACGACGCAAAAUAAUCCAUCAAAACCGAAACAAGUUUCAAGUGUGGCGGAGUCAUCACCUACACCCGAAAAUCGUGUUCUUACCAAGAGACAAAGAGCUAAACUAAACGAAAAUUAUGAGCAGGAUUUGCUUCAACUUCCAAUGGAACCUAUGAGAAAGAAACAAUUGACAGAAGAAGAGAUUCAACUCAAAAAGUCGGAAAUCGCGCGGCGUAGGAAAAAUCAGAGCAUUCAACGCGCUGAACAGGAUAAGAUGGACACCAUAAACCGUCUCCUGAAAAAGCAAGCUUCUAAGAAACGAUUAAAGGAUCAGGAUGAUAACGACGUUGUUCAAAAUAAUGAUGAUGGGUCAAGUGCAAACAUACCAAAUGUAUUCCAUUAUGUCACAAAUCAAGAAGGUUGUUCAUUAUCGGUGCCUCGAGGUGUCAACAUACCAAUAGAGUUUUCCAAGGGACCAAAAUACCCACCACCUGUUCCAAUAUGCUCAUUCUCCGGUUGUCAGCUACCUAAAAAGUAUCGUAGUACGAAAACAUUUGAGUUCGCUUGUUCCAUGGAACAUCUCAGGAAGAUUGAUGCUCAAACAUGA
Molecule: messenger RNA, 978 nt
Organism: Acaulospora morrowiae
Lineage: Eukaryota; Fungi; Glomeromycota; Glomeromycetes; Diversisporales; Acaulosporaceae
Source: the annotation of a GenBank genome assembly